AUGAUCCCUUACGCCAUCACCUUCCUGCUCGGCGUUCCCGGCAACAGCGCUGUCAUUUGGGUGACGGGCUUUAAGAUGGAGCGGAACAUCCACAUAAUGAGUUUCUUGUACCUGGCUGUGGCAGACCUAACCUACUGCCUCACCCUCCCCUUCUGGAUGGCCAACGUUGCACAACGAGGCACCUGGCUCCGAAAUGACAUUCUGUACAUGUUGCCGCUCGGUUCCAUCAUCUUCAGCGGGUCCGUCAGCGUUUUCAUGUUGACGCUGAUCAGCAUCUUCCGUUGCUUGGCCGUCACUCGGCCACUUUGGUUCCAUCAACACAAUAGUCUGCGUUGGGCACAUGUGACCUUCCUCGGGGUCUGCGGCUUCUCCAUACUCCUGUGCAUGACAGCCCUGCUGUACAUCAAGCUUGAACCAGAUUUUGAUCAAAAGACCUGGGAAAUGAUGAGGGUCAUUUGGGCUGUCUUUAUCUUCGUGUUCCCCGUCCUGAUCAUGACGGCUUGCUGUGCGUUUAUUGGCUGGAGGCUGCACCGGGACAAAUUCGUCAAGUCCAAGAAGCCCGUCCGCCUUAUGAUGACCGUGGUCGCCGCCUUUAUCGCGUCCUGGCUCCCGCUCCACAGUUGCAGUUUCGCAAUGCUCUUUUUUAAUUAUUCGUUUCUGAUCUGGAAUGACGUAGCUACCGCCGUGGCUUGCUUCAGCAGCGCUCUCAACCCCUUUCUCUACGUCUUCACCGGCCGCGAUUUCCGCCAGGUCUUCAGACGUUCCCUCGCCUCCUCUCUCCGUCUGGCCUUCUCGGAGGAGGAGCCGGAAAUGAGGAACGACCCUCCCAGCCGAACAAAUUCGCUGUGA
This is a messenger RNA of Hypanus sabinus (Atlantic stingray), 849 nucleotides long. Its product is annotated as C3a anaphylatoxin chemotactic receptor-like. The coding region runs from base 1 to 849 and encodes 282 amino acids. The record is from RefSeq and is a predicted model, not a curated record. The transcript has a single exon. Gene Ontology annotation, biological process: complement receptor mediated signaling pathway; positive regulation of cytosolic calcium ion concentration; inflammatory response. Lineage: Eukaryota; Metazoa; Chordata; Chondrichthyes; Myliobatiformes; Dasyatidae. Gene Ontology annotation, molecular function: complement component C5a receptor activity; G protein-coupled receptor activity. Gene Ontology annotation, cellular component: plasma membrane.